AUGGGAGACUCAGAAACCGAAUACGCUGCGCAUGGCGAGAGGCUCGGAGAAGUUCGAGCUGAAGCGGUGACGCAGAAUCGAAGGCGGUUUGUAGUUGCGCACUUCAUGGUCGGGAAUACCUACCCAUAUACCGUCGACGACUGGCUUUCAGACAUCAAGCUUGCUGCUUCGUACCUGAUUGACGGCUUCGUCCUUAACGUCGGACGGGAAGAAUGGCAACGCGACCGCGUGGCGGAUUGCUUCAAGGCCGCUGCCCGUCUUCCUGAAGCUAUCAAUUUCCAAUUCUUCUUCAGCUUCGACAUGAGUUCGAUCCCAGGGAACUCGGCUCACGACAUCAACCUAGUUAAAUCCUACUACUACGCACCGCAUGCGAGAUCCCGGCAUAUGAUGAAGCAUCCGCGUACGGGAGGGGUGAUCGUCUCUACUUUUGCGGGCGAGAAUUGUACAUGGGGGCAAGGUAGUAUGGAAGCCGGAUGGGACUUCUUCAAGAGGGAGUUGAGCAGUAUCGCUCCUGUCUAUUUCAUCCCCUCUUUCUUUGUGAAUCCGGCGAGGUACCAUGGGAUUAAGGCUAUGGACGGCGCGUUUAACUGGAAUGGUGGUUGGCCCCUUCAACUCACACCCUCGACCGCCCGACAGGAAAUUGUGAACCCGAAACUUGAUUCGGAUCUGAUCCAUUUGCAGAACUUGACUGGGGGGAGGACAUUCAUGGCUGCUGUUUCGCCGUGGUUCUUUACGCAUUAUGGACCUGACACUUGGAAUAAGAACUGGAUCUACAGAGGCGAUGACCACCUGUUCGUCAGGCGGUGGGAGCAACUCAUCUCGAUGCGGGAUAAAGUCGACAUCGUGCAGGUUAUCUCCUGGAACGACUAUGGCGAAUCGCACUACAUCGGACCAAUCAAAGGGGCCCAACCCAAUUCUCAAGCUUGGGUUGACGGCUACCCACACGAAGCCUGGUUGGUCCUCAACUCGUACUUUAGCGCUGCGUUCAAGAAGGGGAUGUACCCCCCUAUCAAGAAGGAUCAGAUCUUCAUGUGGGCGAGGCCGCAUCCCCGGACGGCACAUGCCAGCGAUAGAGUUCCGAGGCCUAAUAACUGGGAGUUGACCGACGACAAGAUCUGGGCCGUCGUCUUCACCACUGCGCCUGCCAAAGUGGAGCUGUACACCACCGAGAAUAAUAAGGAGACGUUUGAGGUUGGGGCGGGGAUGACCAAGCUUUCGAGGGGGCAGACCCCUGAUGGGGGGAUGAAGGGUGUGAUUGUGAGGGGUGGGAGGGUUGUGGCCGAGUGUAGUCCGAUUGGGUUUAGGUAUGAGAGUAGGCCGGGGGUGUAUAAUUUUAAUGCGGCCGUUUGUAUGAGUUAUUAG
This is a messenger RNA of Coprinopsis cinerea okayama7#130, 1362 nucleotides long. RefSeq lists its product as hypothetical. Gene Ontology annotation, molecular function: glucan endo-1,3-alpha-glucosidase activity. The record is from RefSeq and is a predicted model, not a curated record. The coding region runs from base 1 to 1362 and encodes 453 amino acids. The transcript has 10 exons. NCBI's taxonomy places the organism in Eukaryota, Fungi, Basidiomycota, Agaricomycetes, Agaricales, Psathyrellaceae.